Molecule: messenger RNA, 1692 nt
Organism: Bradysia coprophila
Lineage: Eukaryota; Metazoa; Arthropoda; Insecta; Diptera; Sciaridae
Product: tubulin gamma-1 chain
Biological process (GO): cytoplasmic microtubule organization; microtubule nucleation
Cellular component (GO): microtubule; gamma-tubulin complex
Molecular function (GO): GTP binding
Source: RefSeq, a predicted model, not a curated record
ACUUGUAAAAUACAUAAAAAAAACUGGUUUUCAACAACAAUUUGUCACAAAGAUUUAUACGGUUACUGUUUAAAUUUGAUGAAGAAUCGAGAAAACGAUCAAUUUGUAAAUAAUUUGUUUGCGUAAGUUCAAGCCAAAGAUGCCAAGUGAAAUCAUAACGCUACAGUUGGGGCAAUGUGGUAAUCAAAUCGGUUUCGAAUUUUGGAAGAGAUUGUGCUUGGAACAUGGAAUAUCACCGACGGGUGUGAUUGAAGACUUUGCGACCGACAACAUUGAUCGGAAGGAUGUGUUCUUCUAUCAGGCUGACGAUGAUCAUUAUAUACCGAGAGCGGUUCUGUUGGAUCUGGAACCGAGAGUCAUCAACACGAUCAUGACAUCACCGUACGCCAAAUUGUACAAUCCGGAAAAUGUUUAUUUAUCCAAAGAUGGUGGCGGAGCCGGUAACAAUUGGGCGUCUGGAUUCAGUCAGGGCGAUCAACUGCAAGAGGAUGUGUUUGACAUUAUCGACAGAGAAGCGGAUGGCAGUGACAGUUUGGAGGGAUUCGUUUUGUGCCAUUCAAUUGCCGGUGGAACUGGGUCGGGGAUGGGAUCCUAUAUCAUGGAACGAUUGUCCGACCGGUUCCCGAAGAAACUCAUUCAAACGUACAGUGUGUUCCCGAACCAGGAUGAAAUUAGCGAUGUCGUGGUUCAGCCAUACAAUUCAAUGCUGACGCUCAAGCGAUUAACCAGCUGUGCUGAUUGCGUCGUAGUAUUAGACAACACUGCUUUGAAUCGCAUCGCCACCGAUCGUUUGCAUAUUGAGAAUCCCAGCUUCACCCAAAUCAACUCAUUGGUAUCGACCAUUAUGUCGGUCAGUACAACAACGUUGCGUUAUCCAUCGUAUAUGAACAAUACAUUGAUCGGUCUUACCGCUCCAUUGAUUCCGACGCCUCAACUUCAUUUCCUAAUGACUGGUUACACUCCAUUGACUACAGACAAUGAUCAAACCGUCAACAUACGCAAAACAACCGUACUGGAUGUCAUGAGACGUCUGCUGCAACCAAAGAAUAUGAUGGUGUCAACGGGACUGGACAAGAGCAAUCACCAUUGCUACAUAUCAAUUUUGAAUAUCAUUCAAGGCGAGGUCGAUCCAACGCAAGUGCACAAGUCACUGCAACGGAUUCGUGAACGCAAAUUGGCCCAAUUCAUUCCAUGGGGUCCGACAUCGAUUCAAGUUGCUUUGUCGAAAAGUAGUCCGUAUGUGCAGAGCAAUCAUCGUGUGUCCGGACUGAUGUUGGCCAAUCACACCAGCAUUUCGUCGCUGUUCAAGAGCGCGUUGUCACAGUACGACAAACUUCGCAAGCGUGGCGCAUUUCUGGAUCAAUUCAAACGUGAGGAUAUGUUCAAAGAGGAUUUAACAGAGUUGGAUGACUCCCGAGAAGUGGUCGACUGCUUGAUUCAGGAGUAUGAAGCCGCUACGAAACCGAAUUAUUUGUGCUGGCAAGGUGGCAAGAGCAGCACAACCGAAUAGAUGGACUGCUGAUGUGCAACGUCGAAUCUCAUUAUUUGAAUCACAAAGAUCCCAUCACAAAUUUCGUUUUUGAUUUUGUUUAGCAAUUUAGUCGCAUGCCAUGAACUGAAUUUCAAAAUUGUUGUUCCAAGCCAUCCAACUCAGUUCGUUCUCGUUAAAUAAACUUAAACAUUUGAUUAAUU